CUGGGUGAACUUGGCAAGCCCUCCCGGCGGUAGAUGGGGAACACUUUGUGCCGAGCGCCCGCCAGCCAGGCCCUCCUCCUUCCCGCGGGCGCCAUAGGGCCUGGACGCCUGCGCUGUCCGUAGGUCUUGGGUCUUUCGAAGCCGAGUACCUUGCACCUGGCCCGCAGCUCUGGAUUCCUACGCUUUGUCUCCGCUGUCGUCACCGAUCGCUUGUUUCUAUGGACGUUCAAAUAUGUGGGCACCGCGAGUAGUCAAGGGGGUCGUAUAGAUGCCAUGGCCCAUUUCAAAACAAAGCUCAAUUAUAAGCGCGUAGCGGCUGUUUAUGCCAGCCCAGUUUCAGAUCCCCGAGGGCUUCUGUCAACUAGAAUUCAGAGGAAGCUCCGUCCUGGCAAAAAGAACUGGCCUCGAGGCACUUUUGAGACCCUCACCUCGUUUAGGUUCCGACUGCAAGAGCCUAGGCAGACUGCUGGGUUUGGGGCAAGGGGACGUACUGCGUGCUUGGUGGCUGUGCACCAAGCCCUGAAGGUGGCAGGGACGGUAAUGCCUCUAUCUCCGGGACCCACAUCUUCCCACGGUCCCCACUCCCCUCUGGCCAGGGUUACACUCGCUGCGCCGUCUCUAAAGUGCGUCACGGACGGGCACCGGCCGUGCUGCUCCACCGGCUAGGGUGAGGUUGGCUCCGGGCCAGCUCAGGCUGGGCCAGAAGCGCUUGGCCAUCACCCGGCCUAGAGACCAGGGAGUGGAAAGUGCUCAAGUUGCGCAGCAUCGGGAUCGGUAGCGGGGACACUCUCCCUUAGGGGCUCAGCGUCCCCGAUAGGCCUCGGCAACCCUCCAGGGCACGAGGUGACACCCCUUAGGUUCUCUAGGCGCGUGGAGUCCGGGAGAUUUCUUCAGGGGAAACUGCACGGCAGCCUCUUUGGGUUCCUCGCCCCGCCCCGGGUCUCCGCCCCCUCCCUUUGGCUAGGGAUCCCGGACCCGCCGGCGACCGCCUAAGAAGCUCCAGCAGUCUUGAUCUGGAGGCGGCUAGGGGCCGCUGAGCCUCUUGCUAAGGACUGGUCCCGCCAUGUGACCGGGUCCUCCUGCCUGUGAACCCAGCACCAGCGCCCAGCGGCCCGGAGCAUCAUGCUCCUGACGGGACACCCGCGCCUACCGCCAGCGCCCCAAUCCGCGCAGAAUCCCGGCCUCCGCAGGCAGGUAGAACCUCCGGGGCAGUUCCUGCGCCUCUUCUACUGCACGGUCCUGGUGUGCUCCAAAGAGACCUCCGCGCUCACCGAUUUCUCUGGUUACUUAACCAAACUCCUGCAAAACCACACCGCCUAUGCCUGUGAUGGGGACUAUCUGAAUCUACAGUGCCCUCGGCAUUCUACAAUAAGCGUCCAAUCUGCAUUUUAUGGGCAAGAUUACCAGAUGUGUAGUUCCCAGGAGCUCACCUCCCAGAGGGAAGACAACUUGACCUGUGUGGCAUCCACCACUUUGCAGAAGGUGCUGGACGAGUGCCAGAACCAGCGAGCCUGCCACCUCCUGGUCAAUAGCCGUGUCUUUGGACCUGACCUUUGUCCAGGAAGCAGUAAAUACCUCCUGGUCUCCUUUAAAUGCCAGCCUAAUGAACUGAAAAACAAGACUGUGUGUGAAGACCAGGAGCUGAAAUUGCACUGCCACGAGUCCAAGUUUCUCAAUAUCUACUCUGCCACCUAUGGCCGGAGGACCCAGCAAAGAGACAUCUGUUCCUCGGAAGCUGAGCUGCUGCCCCCCUUUGACUGCCUGUCUUACACGGCUUUGCAAGUCCUGUCCAGGAGGUGCUAUGGGAAGCAGAGAUGUAAGGUCCUCGUCGAUAACUACCACUUCGGAAGCCCCUGUCUUCCAGGAGUGAAAAAAUACCUCACUGUUGCCUACGCAUGUGUUCCCAAGAACAUACUCAUAGCGGCCGAUCCAGCCGUUGCUAACCUAAGCCCUUCUCUGAAGAAAGAUGAGGACUCUGGUACGAAAUUCAACCCAAGCGGCUCGAGGGUUGUGCGGAAAGAUGGCAUCAUCGUCAGCAACUCCCUGGCUGCGUUUGCUUACAUUCGAGCCCACCCCGAGAGAGCCGCCCUGCUGUUCAUGUCUAGCGUCUGCAUCGGCCUGCUCCUCACACUGUGUGUCCUGGUCAUCAGAGUGUCCUGUGCCAAGGACUUCCAGGAGCUGAGGCAGGGGAGGGAGCACCUGGUGCGAGAGAGCGACAAGGCCGAAGAGGACAGCGAGGAGGAGGAGGAGGAAGAGCAGGACUCCUCAGACUCCGAGUUGCCUGUGGAAUUGUCCAGGUUUUGUAGGACUUCAUAUCCAGCCUACAGCUCCUUAGAGGCUGCUGAGCUGGCAGAAAGGAUUGAGCGCAGGGAGCAAAUCAUUCAAGAAAUAUGGAUGAACAGUGGCCUGGACUCCUCACUUCCAAGGAACACGGGCCAUUUCUACUGAAAACCAGACGCGUCUGGAUGAGAUCACACUUUCUGAAGAAGGAAGGAUCCAGAAUGUCCUGUGUCCCCGCCUCCUUGAGUUCUGGUUCACUUGUACCUUCUGUGAAGGAGAAUCUGCCGUGUCAUCCGAGAUGGGUGAAGCCGGAAAGCUGUCAAAGGGAUGUUUCACACUGUUUACAGCACACCCUGGAAUAAAUUAGGAGCAAGACAUGGGGUCUUGUACUUGUUUGAGUUCAUGUCUAUACAUUAAUAACUCUAUACAUGAUUGAGAUUCACAUUUACUCGGCACCUAUAAUGCCAGGUGUCGGUUCGUGUAUAUUCGUGAGAUGGUACACACGGAGAGACCCACAGUUAUUCAUUAAAAAUUACAUUGAUGGGCAGCAUUGAGAUGACU
Molecule: messenger RNA, 2841 nt
Organism: Acomys russatus (golden spiny mouse)
Lineage: Eukaryota; Metazoa; Chordata; Mammalia; Rodentia; Muridae
Gene: Eva1c
Product: eva-1 homolog C
Exons: 8
Coding region: 1123-2448 (441 amino acids)
Cellular component (GO): extracellular region
Molecular function (GO): carbohydrate binding; heparin binding
Source: RefSeq, a predicted model, not a curated record